This is a messenger RNA of Amoebophrya sp. A120, 2336 nucleotides long. The record is from the annotation of a GenBank genome assembly. NCBI's taxonomy places the organism in Eukaryota, Dinophyceae, Syndiniales, Amoebophryaceae.
CUGAAAUAAGUAAUGCGAAAUUCCUGUCUACCUCUACGUAUGGAACUUGUACUUUAGCAAGGAAACGGAUUCAAAAUUGAAGUGUAAGAAACGAGCACCUCUUUACUUUUGGAUCGCAGGACGAGCACACAACGUCUUCACGAGAAGACAUUCUUAUUCCACCAUGCGUCCCUGGUGGAGUUGUGCGUUGUGUACGGAGGGCCCCUUGGGCCAGUUUUUCGGGACGACAGACCAAACCCGAAAAGCCAAGAACAAAUCGCGCAGUGCGACCAGUGUGAACAUCACGGUGGCAACAAAGAAUAAGAAGCGCAAUCGCGAGCAAGGUACAACAACUCCCGAAGAUGACAUCGGAGGUACAACUACGAGUCGCGCUGACAGAACGAAUCAAAGGGACCACCAGCGCGGGAAUGCAGGCCGGAGGACGACGGAUCACGACAGGCAAAAGCGGACGGAGAUCCGACUGACAGCGAGUCACACGCGUGGGGCGACGAGGCAGAACAACUCCACCUACGACGAAAAUUACUACGGGAAUGAAGGUGACUACGAUGAGGAGAGGAAGCUUGACGAUGCAGACGAGGACAACUGGGGCGAGGGCGACUACGACUAUGGCUAUGAUAGAAACGAUGUUGGUGAGGAGGAGCACGAGCAUCCCUUACACGACGAGGACCAGGAUCUUCGUCGAACCAAAGCUAAGGGGGAUCCACACCGAAAUAAUAUUAAAGCCAAGCCAGCGAAUGGUAGUACCACGACGACAGCUGAAAUAGCCGAGCUGCAUCACGUAUCCUGUGCAAAAGUAUCGUACUCGUCUAAAUGCAAGUCUUGCAUUACAAAUCUUGUUCCCAAGGCAAAUCUGCAUUACAAAUUUUAUUUCUCAUGCUGAGGAAAUUUGUGAUGCAUUUUUACGAGUACGAUGCUUGUGCAAUUCAUAUCACGGUCGUGGUCCCACAAGAGAGCAUAUCAAAUGCAAAAGUGUCUGGGUCAGGGUCUGGAAGAAUGCAACUUGUGAUGCUGCAUUUGGAUUCCAAAAAAAUCUGUAUUGCAUGAGUAGCAAAGGGAAUGCAAUUUUUGCUACGCUGAGAAGGCAUUUGUCAUGCGGAAUAGGCAUCAAGAAGCCCUCAAAGAAUCUGUAUUGCUAGGGUAUGCAUCACGGACAUCAUGGCUCAUGCAAAACGUGCAUGACAAGUGUCAGAAUCUUCCAGACCCAGACAUUUUUACAGUUGAUAGAGCAAGAGAGCAGCUCGUCGUCCUCGGCCAGCCAUUCGUAUCAAAUGUAAAAAUGUCUGGGUCUGGAAGAAUGCAGCUUGUCAUGCUAAAUCUGAAGCAUGCGAAAAUCUGUGUUGCAUAAUUACCAAAAGUCGUCCAGUUUUGACCAAGUCGGGAGGCAGUUUCUCAUGCAGGAUAGGCAUGAGAAAGAUCGCACAGAAUCUGUCAUGCUAGGUCCUGCAUUCCAGGCCUCAUGGGUCACGAAAAAGCUGCAUGACAAAUCGCGCAUUCUUCCAGACCCAGACAUUUUUACAGUUCAUAACUCGGCCGCUGCUUCCUCCAGCUCAGCGACUACAGCAGCCAUCGAAGUGCGCUCUGAGGAAGAGAUCCUGGAACUUGUCAACGUGAUAUGGAUUCGCCACGUGCACUCCCGCACCUGGGACGCGUUCCAGCCGGAGAGCUCCGUUUACUCGCUCCUGGCAGCAAUCGCGGUAUUCUUGAAAUGGCUGUUUCUGUAGACAAUUGGUUUAUACUAGUGUCAUCUUCAUCGUCGAUCUACUAAGUGGAUAUUGAUGGGUACUUAUAGAUAAAGCGCUUCAAGCUCGAGCGUUGCGCCGGUCAUGCAUCGUCAAGAUUGAGAAAGUAUAAGAGAAUUCAAUUAUAUAUAAUGCAAAUUGAAUCUCUAUCUGUAUCUCUUUCGCGUCCAAAUUUAUCCAUCUCUUGUACAUGUACAACAGAAGUCCGUGCCCCGCUUCGAAGAUCCUAUUCUGGGAGGUUCGGACAAAUGUGUGGAGUGGUGUGGUGAGUACCUGGACAGCGAAAAGCAUGGCGCGUCUGCGACUGCAGUUGUUAGCGGAAAAGGUAGAGUAGAGAAGAAUGGCAUCAAGCAAGUUCCCACUUCUGCUGGCAACGAUAGGAACAAUACCAGAGUAGACUAUCCUGUUCCGCAGCGGCAGCCGUGCCUGGGCGUACAGAAAACCGACAAGGAAACGAAGAUGUACGCAAACCGAAUCCUCGCGUUUGUGUUUGCGGCCGAUGAGAGCUUCCAGAAGUUGGCAAAAUUGGGGCGCGACCCAUUACCGAUGAAGUGCCGAAAUCCGAGAUGCGUAAACCUGGCUCACGUAGACGUGUGA